Molecule: messenger RNA, 2749 nt
Organism: Medicago truncatula (barrel medic)
Lineage: Eukaryota; Viridiplantae; Streptophyta; Magnoliopsida; Fabales; Fabaceae
Product: G-type lectin S-receptor-like serine/threonine-protein kinase RLK1
Exons: 2
Coding region: 16-2472 (818 amino acids)
Biological process (GO): protein phosphorylation
Molecular function (GO): protein serine/threonine kinase activity; ATP binding
Source: RefSeq, a predicted model, not a curated record
UUACAAAAUCUAAACAUGGCUUCCUCUCUACUCCUUUCCUUUCUCCUAUACUCGCUGAUUCUUCAAUCCGUCGGUGUUGUAGCUCAAACCAAUAGUACUAUAGCCAUUGGUGAUUCUUUUACUGCUGAAACCAGCAACUCUACAUGGUUACUUUCACCUUCUGGUGACUUUGCCUUUGGUUUUCUUCCAAUACAAGACACUGACCUUUUUUUGCUUUCCAUUUGGUAUGCAAAAAUUCCUGAAAAAACUGUUGUGUGGUAUGCUAAUAGAGAAAUUCCUGCACCAAAAGGUUCAAAAGUGGAACUCAAUGCCGAUGAUGGGUUGGUGCUAACUUCUCCAAAUGGUGUCGGGUUAUGGAAUACUACUGAGGAACUUAGUGCUAAAGUUUCCCAUGGUGUGUUCAACGAUACUGGUAACUUUGUGCUCGAGGGUGGUGGUUGGGAGACUUUCAAGUAUCCUAGUGACACCUUGUUGCCUUCUCAGUUUCUUCAAAAAGGUGGAAGCCUUUCUUCAAGGCUUAAGGAGUCAAAUUUCAGUAAAGGAAGGUUUGAGCUUGUUUUACAAAAUGAUGGUAAUCUUGUUAUUCAUUCUAUUAAUUUACCAUCUGGUAGUGCUAAUGAAAACUACUAUGAAAGUGGAACUGUGGAAUCCAAUACUUCAAGUGCUGGAACUCAAUUGGUCUUUGACAGAUCAGGGUACUUGUAUGUCUUGGGAGAGAACAAUGAGAAAUACAAUGUGUCAGAGCAAGAGAGUAAAGUCUCUACCACUGAAUUUUAUGUUAGGGCAACUCUUAAUUUUGAUGGAGUGUUCACACUUUACAAGUAUCCCAAGAAUUCAACUGAGAGUGAUGUUUGGACCAUAGUGUGGUCUAAACCUGAUAAUAUAUGUAAUUAUAUUGCUAAUGAAGGGAGUGGUGUUUGUGGAUAUAAUAGCUUCUGCACUUUGGGAGUUGAUAAGAGACCAACAUGUCAGUGUCCAAAACGAUACUCACUGGUUGAUCCUGAUGAUCCACUUGGUAGCUGCAAGCCAGACUUCAUACAAGGAUGUGCAGAAGAUGAACUAAGUAAAAACAGAAAUGAUCUCUAUGAGUUUGAGACUUUGACUGACAUUGAUUGGCCUAUGUCAGAUUCUGUGCUUCAAAAGCCUUUUACUGAAGAUCAAUGUAUGAAAGCUUGUAUGGAAGAUUGCUUUUGUUCUGUGGCUAUUUUCAGGUUAGGUGAUAGUUGCUGGAAAAAGAAGUUACCACUCUCAAAUGGGAAAUAUGAUCCAACUCUUGAUGGUGCUAAGGCCUUUUUGAAAGUUAGAAUACAUAAUACCUCCAUUGCUAUCUUUCCUCCAAAUUCAAAUUCAACAAUUGUGAACAAGAUCAAUAAUAGAGAAACUUGGGUUUUGGUUGGUUCUGUGCUUUUGGGUAGCUCUACUAUUCUCAAUGUUGUAUUCAUUGUAGCAAUAUGUGUUUGUACCUCCUUCAUUUUUCAGUACAAGAAGAAGCUUAGAAGAGUUAGCAAAAGUGACACUUCUGUUGAAACCAAUUUGCGUUGCUUCACUUAUGAAGAGCUUGAAGAAGCUACCAAUGGAUUUGACAAAGAGCUAGGAAGGGGAGCUUUUGGAAUAGUUUACGAAGGAGUCAUCAACAACAACACAACUUGCAAAACUCGCGUGGCAGUGAAGAAGUUGAACAGUUUUCUGUUGGAUCAAGCUCAUCGGGAAUUCAGGAAUGAGCUGAAUGUCAUUGGUCUCACUCAUCACAAGAACUUGGUUCGUUUACUUGGAUUUUGCGGGAGUGGAAGUGAAAGAUUGCUUGUUUAUGAGUACAUGAGCAAUAGCACUUUGGCAAGUUUUCUUUUCAAUGAAGAAAAACAGAAGCCAAAUUGGAAACUAAGGCUAGAACUUGCAAUAGGAAUAGCUAGAGGACUUGUGUAUUUACAUGAAGAGUGCAUCACUAGGAUUAUCCAUUGUGACAUAAAGCCUCAAAACAUACUCCUGGAUGAUUAUUUCAAUGCAAGAAUUUCUGAUUUUGGAUUAGCCAAGUUGUUGAACAUGAAUCAAAGCAAAACCAACACUGGCAUAAGAGGAACAAAAGGGUAUGUUGCACUUGAAUGGUUUAAAAACAUGCCUAUCACAGCUAAGGUGGAUGUGUAUAGUUAUGGUGUAGUGCUACUUGAGAUAAUUUCAUGUAGAAAAUGUGUUGAAGAAAUGGAUGAAGAAGAUGAAGACAAAGCAAUUUUAACUGAUUGGGCUUAUGAUUGCUACAAAGAUGGUGCUUUAUGUGCAUUGGUUGAGGGUGACAAUGAAGCAUUGGAGGACAAGGAAAAUUUGGAGAAAUUGGUAAUGAUUGCUCUUUGGUGUGUUCAAGAGGAUCCAUAUCUUAGACCAAACAUGAGAGAUGUGGUACAUAUGCUUGAAGGUACUGUUGAAGUGCAAGUUCCACCAUACCCCUCACAAAUUAGUAUUCAAUAUUCUCUAAAUUAAUAAGUCUGUAAGCUAAGAUUGGCAACUUGUGCUAAUACUUGUUGUGCUCUUUUCUAAGAUUGACAACUUGUGCUGAUACUUGUUGUGCUCUUUUAAGUGUACCGUAAUAUUUGCAUUUAUUUUUGUGUAUCAAGAUGUUGUUUCCAUAUUAUGGUAGGUUCCAAUAUUAGUUCAUCUCCACGUACCCCUCAAUCAUAUGUUGUUCAUCUCCACGUACCACACACUAUGCAGUUGUCCUUCGGAUUAUUCAAUAUAUCAAGGGUACCUUAUUUUAUGA